This is a messenger RNA of Orussus abietinus, 3132 nucleotides long. RefSeq lists its product as uncharacterized. NCBI's taxonomy places the organism in Eukaryota, Metazoa, Arthropoda, Insecta, Hymenoptera, Orussidae. The transcript is spliced from 7 exons. The record is from RefSeq and is a predicted model, not a curated record. Bases 86 to 2818 code for a protein of 910 amino acids.
ACUCGAGAGAAAAAUUAAAUCUCGUGUUCGGAGAUAAUUGACACAGAGUUCGGAGGUUAGGUCGGUGAACGAGCUGAAAUAAAUUAUGAAAAGUGUUUUUCUGAUCCAGGCUGACGUAAUGGGUAGCGUCCAGCUAAUGCAAGAUCCUGAAAUCUCAAGCUCCCUUUCUCCCCAAGAACAUAUUUUAUCAUCCUAUUCUCCAGGAGAAUUCGUUUUAGAUGCAUCGAUACAAGGAGUAGCAUUAAAGGCUAAGAGGAUAUCCAUUGACAACAAUGAAGAAGUUAAAGUCGUGGUACAUCGGGAAGAUAUUGACCUUACAUCACAGAAGAUCAAAGAGAAUAACUCCUGGCUUACAAAAUUUACCAAAAGCAAAUGCUCGGUAGUUGGAUACGACAGUUACCAACUUCUCAAAAGCUUACUCUCGUUUUAUAUUCAAAACUUGUCGAAAGAAGUGAGUAGUAUUGACUCAGAGUUAUGUCAGGUGAGCAAAUUAAGGGAUUACACGAGCGCCACGCUUACAUUUUUCCAUUUCUAUUGGAGUGGUAUUAAGAACGAUAUAGCCGAUCAUAGCUUGUACAUGGAUCAAAUGUCAACGCUAAUAGGCAUGUAUAUCGAUCUGGAGCUUAUUGUUUUUGAAAAGACCGAAAACUCAACAAUGAAGAUUUCUAGGAAAUUAAUCGCUAUCCUCUAUCUUUACUUGGAUAAUUCAAAAGAAUACAUGUUACGAGCGUUAUAUCGUUCAAAGAUUCUUGCGAACAAUGAAGAGAUUAGAGAGCUCAUUUUCUCAAAAUGUUUUGACACCUGUGCCAAGAAUAUGGAGUUAAAGGAAGGUGUAAAUCCAAAUCAAAAUCUCCGCAAAGAAGUAGACGAUUCCAAGGUGACUGAUGAUAUUGUACUGCAGCCUUCCAGACAUUGUGGAAUGGGUAUCGUUAACCCAGAAAAACCUCUUCCAAAACAACGACCCCUAGAGAGGAUGCCGAAGUUCAGGAACCAGCGCCGGAACACGUCAAAGUCAAAAUCGGAUGACAUCAUUUUCAUCGACCUGACAGUAAGCAAGAGGAAGAAAAUACAGUGGCUGAGAGAGUUAUGCCGGAAGAGGAAAGCAAAGAGCAAAGAGUCUUUGACAAUAACCGACACUGCAGGCAGCGCCGAAGACGUAAACGAGACGCGGCAAGAUUCUUUAAUGGAUGAAAUUCCAGAGAACACAAAAAAUCAGGCUGUGGAAGCGGUAAAAUCACCGAUACAUCCAGUGGACGAAACCGUGUCUGCCGAAAGCAAUAACGUGGAUGAAGACAUCAGCGAGGUCGUCAUACAUCCGUCGCGCGAGGACUAUAACGCCAAACAGGACCGACUGUUCAUCAGCCUCGACCCGGAAGAGAUGGUCUCCAUGUCCUCACAGAAUUCCCUCGACGAGGACACAAAGGCUCUGUUCGAUGACCAGUUGCUGGAGGAGUCGAUCCCUCGGGAAAGGAACUUCUUCAUGGGGUUAGAGCCGUGUCCGGAGGAUGUAAAUUCGGUAAAAGGCGUUCAAAAGAACUUGGAGAACGAGAGAACCGUCGAGUCGCAAGUCGACGCGACCAGCCCACACGGUGUCGAGAGAAACGAAGACCCAGGAGAUCCCGAGGAUGCCGUCUUGGUAACAUCCGACGAGCUGGACUUUUUCGACUUGGGGGGCAGGUCGGUACCCUCUCUGGAGAUGUUCCAUUCGACCGAAGGGCAACUUCGGGAUAGAAGCUCGACGGAUCUGAUCGGCAAGUCUAGUCCCAGCAGAGACCCAAGUCCAGGCUUCGUGCUCUCUACCCUGGAGGACCAGGAAGGGAGUUUGCGAGUACAAGGCCUAACGGAUCCGGAGUUCCCCUCCGGCUCCUUUCUGGAGGGUCCCCUGGACAUCUUGAGCUCCUCUCUCGAUGUCAAUCUGACCAACGUUGGUUUUCCUUUGAGCGACCAUCCCUACUCCAGGGCGCAGACGGAGAACUCGAGGCCUGCCAGGAAGUCCAAGGCGGAAUGUAGCUGGUCUUCCCGAGACGACGCUCCGUUCUGCGAUUCCCAGGGGCUCAACGAGCCGUUCCCGAAGCGGAAGAGGGACCUCCUGUGGAACCAACGGAUUCUCAGCUUGGAAGAACUCGGAUUUUAUUGCCCCAAUGAGGACGAGUCCCUUCGGGACAUCUCUCCGAGGCUCCGCUGCGACCUGCUCGGCAAUCUUGAGCCCUCCAGCAAGCUCUCUCGUUCCUCGAGUCAGGGCUUCUCCCCUAGGAGCAGGACCACGGCCUUCCCCUUGGAGGAGAGCUCCAAGGAUCUGUGCAAGGGCUUCGGUCUCAACGGGGACGAGCCCUCGGCCCUCUCCAGGAUGGCGGCCGUCGAGUUCAUGGACGUGGACAAGGCCUGGGACCUUGGCGACACCCAGCAGGAGCUGUGCGAGGCUCUGGACACCGAACCCGAGGUCUAUUUCGACCCUGUUCCGUCUUGCCCGAAGAUCGCGACCCCAAAGAGCUCGCAACGGCGUCCUGGAAGAUCCUCCUUAUCCGGGCGGCGGGCGAUUUUCGCCAAGAUGGUCGAGAUGGUCAACAAGGAUCUACCUCUUAAGAAGCGACUUACUUAUAACGGUCUUGCGAGCGACAAAAUAAGAGAAGAGUCAGAGGAGGGAGCCACGACGUCGGAAUUACCUCGAAAGCAUUCCCGACAAACUUCGGCAUUCCUCGCCUGCGAGAAGAGUCUGAUGUCGGCCAUCUUGAAAAGCAGUCUGCCUUCUACUCGCAGUAAAACGUGUUCGAUGGCGCCGAAAUAUUCAGACGUACCUUCAGUACUUCGUUUUGAAUGAGACAAGGUGCAAGACCUCGUAACACGAUCGCAUUAAUUUUAUAUUAGGGGUAGGAGAGUCGAAAUCCUAGGGAUGUUUUUAUUUAUCCGAGUACUCCGACAACCCUGAGACAAGUAUACGUAAAAGAGACCAAAACAAUUGUAUACUGAGCAUUUCUUCCUGCACAUUGCACGGUGAUGCUGCUUUCCAUCAAUUUAUACACGAAUUCAUUGCGUAACGGUGCAAGAGACCGUUUCGUUUCCUUUUUUUAUCUUUUGUACAAAUCGCGGCGUUUUAUACUUUCAGAUCUGUAUUUAAAAGCUCAUGUUUAUACA